This is a messenger RNA of Notechis scutatus (mainland tiger snake), 1261 nucleotides long. RefSeq names its product sodium channel modifier 1 (gene SCNM1). Gene Ontology annotation, biological process: RNA splicing. NCBI's taxonomy places the organism in Eukaryota, Metazoa, Chordata, Lepidosauria, Squamata, Elapidae. The record is from RefSeq and is a predicted model, not a curated record. Gene Ontology annotation, cellular component: nucleus.
AUGUCCUUCAAGCGGGGGGGCGGCGGCCCCAGCCAGCCGCGGGCGCCCAAGAAACGGAGGGUGGCAGAGCUUCUGGCCAAUUAUAUCCCCGAGGACGAAGCUUUGCUGCUGCGCGAUGGCAGGUAUUCCUGCACCGUCUGCUUCCACAGGCCGGUUUUCGACACUCUGGACAUGCUCACCAUUCACCGUUCUGGGAAGAAACACUUAGCCGGUUUGCAGAGGUUUUACGGGAAGAAGGUCUCUCUCGAGAACGAAAUUCAGAAGCGUCAUCACCAGGCGUACCUGGAGGCGGAAGAAAAUGGCACCCAGGCGGCUCAGGGCCCAGCCCCCUUGCUUGCCCAAACGAGGAAGAUUACCCAGAAUGCCUUGCUGAAAACGGUGCCUUACAACAGCUGCUGCCGCUCCAAAAGGAACGAGGCCAGUGCCAGCACUUCCGGGCCGAGUGCCAGCUUCAGAGCAGCCGAGACCCCCGCGAUGCCCAAGCCCUCCGGUUCUGACUCGGUGGACAAAGAGCGGCAGGUCGAAGAGGAAGGGAGCCCCUCUGCCUGUUUGUCCAGCUGCAGACGCGGAGCAGGAGGGAUGUCGCCCACGAGCAAAGCUAAGUCAUUUUCACAGUCCUUCUUCCUCACAAAGCCUCGAGAGAAGAAGUUUGCCCGUCAAGGAAAGGGGCGCAAGACACGGAAAUCACCUGAGCCCAACGAUCCGGAGAAGCGACGCACUUUGGAGCAUUACCUGAAGCUGAAAAGUUCGGGGUGGAUCCAGGACGGGUCUGGCAAAUGGGUCAAAGACGAGAAUGCGGAGUUCGAUACGGAUGAGGAGGAGCCCCCAAUGCUGCCCCCAUCCUGAUGGCGGACAGAAAGCCCCCCACCCUCCCCUGGCCAUGCCUUGGAAGAGUGCCAGGAAGACCCGGAAACCUGGAAUUAAAUUAAAUGCACUUUUGGCCCAGACCCUGGGCGUUGGAAGCAACCUUUUGCCACCUUUGUGUGUUGUCUUUUGGUGGUACGAUUGUUCAGGGUUAAUUCCUCUUCGGCUGCCGUUUGCAUUUAGUUUCCAACAACGCCUUCCUUAAGUUCGUUGGGCAGUUUCUGGACAAGGCGGCGGCUGGAGAGAAAAAGCCACGAGGACAUCUGAAUAAAAACAGAAUUUAAGGGAGCUGCUGCUGUUCAGCUGGACGAAUCAAGAGCUUCUUCCUCAGGGACUUGGCUGCUGGCUCUUAUUUACGUCGCGCUGCCUUCAGAACAGCGAAGACGGGAACCUGGUU